Messenger RNA from Suillus bovinus, 2068 nucleotides. RefSeq lists its product as uncharacterized. The record is from RefSeq and is a predicted model, not a curated record. The coding region runs from base 124 to 1707 and encodes 527 amino acids. The transcript has 6 exons. NCBI's taxonomy places the organism in Eukaryota, Fungi, Basidiomycota, Agaricomycetes, Boletales, Suillaceae.
GAAAGACUAUGUGAGACAUCCCGACGGCGGCCCGGUAGGACAUACUAGUAUAUACACAGCAACUUAACAUUAACUCCACAGUAUUUUUCAAAACAAUCUACCCUCACUGCCACUACCAACAUCAUGUCUACUCAAGCCGUCACAUUCGAUUGGCUCCCUCAGGAAGUGAUGGAGAACAUUGCUUUCUUCGCAGCAACUACGACAGAUGUAGGACCUCCCUCCGACCUGCUCCCUUUACUUCUAAGCUGCAGGAGCAUAUACCGUGCCUUAUCGCUUGACGCAAAUCUACAUCUUUGCGCACGCAUAUUCGAGUAUAAAUUCGACCUCAAUGCCGCCGUUCGCCGCCUGGGCCAGCAAAUCGCCACGCCCGAUGUCUUAUCGAAGGAGUUGCGCAAGAGAUUUGUUUACCUGAAGCGAAUACGGGCGCGGACAGAUUCUCGAAUCUACGUACAAAACAUGUCGCAUUCGCCGAUGAUGAGCGAGUUGCUUUGGAUGGCCUACCUAAUGAUGCUUGAAAAUGACGGAAAGAAUGUCAAGCAACUAAGGGAAUACGCAGGGAUGGAGCAAUGGUUGAUGGAUUAUUGGUUUGAUGACCAGGGUGCAUCGCUUGCCUCGAAGACGCUUGUGGAAGAUGAGUGGCCGCUGGAGAAUGAGCACAAUUCUCUGGCAAUGUGGUUGUUUUGGUUAUUUCUCAGACCCGAUCGUUUCCAGCGUACCGAAAAGAACUAUCGGACUUUUGCAACCGUUUUGAAACCGACUGCUUUAGCAGCCAACAAGUAUAAUAUAUGCCAUACCCCAUGGGAGAACUUCGUCCCCAGGUCCUGUUUGCUUGAGCCUACGUGCAUAAAUCACUAUUCUAAUUCAUAUCGACUGACUCCACCGACGAUGGCUAUACCUGCAAUCCUCUCUUACCUCAGCUUGGUGGGUCCACUUGUAUGUCCAACAAGGGUUGCCUACAAAGGACCAUGUACACCGAACGGCUUUUCAACCUCUCUGAAUCAGAGUCUUGAGUGGGAAGCUGAUUGGCAGAGGUGUAUAAAUCUCGCUAAAAACCCUCUCACCAGCCAAUUCUCGGGUGCAUAUAAAGUCGGCAGUUUACAAGGUGUGUGGGAAGGCAUAUUUACGUACACAGAAUUCACUACCUAUGCUGCGCUUCUGUCUGGACGCCCCCCUUCAAUCCUUCAUAAUUGUAUGGUUGCACAGCAUCGUCAAACAUGGAAGCUGCGAGAGUAUUACUUAACUGUCUCGAGGGGCGCUGAUGGCCUUGCCGGCAGCGCAAAAUCACCAUCGCUGAGCUCGGGUGAUCCGCUUAAAGCAUUUUUUCCGUCUGGCAUCCGUAUUCACGAGCACUCGGGCGGUGCAGAGGUACACGAACCCGGGAAAACGGUUCCACUUUCCUAUAGGCAGCCGUCGGUUUGUGGCGUGGAAGCCGAAGGCUUCAAGAGCAUUGAGAUCCAAGAUAUUAUCGUCGUAGGAGAGGGCCAUUCUGCUUGGGGUCAGUUCAAUCUUAUGGGUAGGGUACGACCUUGCGACGGUUUUGUCACUCUUUUGAAGGAAUAUGUCGCAGGGGAUCGAGGUCAAUGGCUUUAUCGGGGCUAUCUGGUUGGUGGAAUCAACGGGAACCUCUCCGGGCGCUGGCGAGACACGCUCAGUCUCCCUGAUGCCAAUGGUUAUGAGGGCUGUUUCGUGAUGAGUAGGCGGAGAUGACGGAAUCAUAUACUGAUUACUGGAUGUAAAUUCAGUCCAUCGACAUCUUUACCUUCUUCUAGGUUUGAGCCAGAGCGUGCAUCUGGCCUAGGCUAGUCUUACGACGAGGUUUGCUGGUAGUCUGACUAUUGAGUGACGGCGUGAUGAUCUUGGGUGAAAUGACAGGAGGGAGUCUGAUUCAUGAUCUAUGGACGAGUAGGUAGGGUAGAAUAUUAUGUAUGUAUUAGUGCUAUAAAAUUAGUUGAAUAGGUCCUGAAGUAGAGAGAUUGAAGGAUGCGGCAGAUGAUCCAGGCAAGUGGGUUGAGGUCUAGGACUGCGAGGAUGAUGGAAUUACUGGCAGAUGUCUUGUCAAAAGCCGCAU